AGGCCAUGUCACCAUGCCUUGCCUGGAAACCAGUUUGUCAGCUUUGGCGGUGCAUAUUCCUGCUGACAGGUGGGCUGAGGCAAACAGUCCUUGGAGCUCCCAGGGAGGGAGAGAGAGCGAGAAACAGAAAGAGAGAGCAAACACACUCUUAUCAGUCACAGUGUGUUAAAAAAAAUUCUCUCAAUGGGGCAGGGUGAUACCUGCACAGUUUUCACAGUGGACUUCAAGAGCAACACCAACGGUAAUUCCAUGGAAUCUCAGGUGUAAAUGUUGACGUUGUUGUGAAGUAGAGAAAUAGCCAUCAUGACUAGGCACCAUAGAUCAAAGAGCUUCUCCGACAGCCUUUUUCUGGCGGAUGAUGGCAAAGGAGGUGUGGUUGUAGCAGGCAUCAAAGAUGACUCCAUUACCAGUCGAGGACUAAAAGAAGGAGAUGAAAUUGUUGGUGCCACCAUCAACUUUGAUGAUCUAAAAAAAGAUGAAAUCCUGGACAUAUUAAAGCUGAUUGAGCCAUAUAAUGACAAAAUUCAGGUUCUGACCAGACAUAAUUUGAAACCCAGCAAAAGUAUGGGGAACUUGGAUGGCAGUAUUAAGGCCCCAGAUGAGAUGCUGAAGGAUUCAUACAGCAAACUUUUCAAUGGAAAAGUGAAGAAAUUCCUGGACAGUCCAUCUUCAGAAGCCACACCCGGGGACGGAUCUCUAGCCGGAAAUCCAGAAGAGUCGAAACCUGAGGAAACAGAUGCCACCUCUGUUGACCUAACCACGGACUUGCCCUCUCUCAAUGGUAAACCAAAGGUUGGUGUUUCAGACUUUCUGAAAGCCGCUAAGCAGAGAGCAAAGGGCAAAGUGGCAAUUAGAGAUGGUCUGGACACCACAGAAACACCAGACAACAGGUUCGGUGCAGAGAUGUCUUUACCUCAAGUGGAUGUAAUAGCACCUGAGUCUGACCUCAACCUUGGAGCUGAUAUAGACAUAACAGAGCCAAAUGUAAACAUCAAACCUGACAAAGAUAUCAGUGUCUCUCCUCCAGGCAUUUUAGGGGAAAACAAUCCUGUAAAAGCCAUAAUUGAUGCCGGUGUUCCAGCUCUUUAUGCUGAAAGUCCAGAAGCAAAAGUUGAACUGAAUGGUGAUAUGCGAGUUCCAAGUUCAAAUAUAGAAAUAGAUAUUCUGCCGUCAGACAGUAAUCCCCCAGACAUUCAAUUCACACCACCCAAUGCUAACAUUAAUAUCCCUUCGAAGAACAAGGACAAGCCAUCUAAAAGGAAAUCAAAAGGCAAGGUGAAAGCACCAGAACUUGAUUUAGAUUCGCCCUCAGGUUAUGAAUAUACCUCAACUGGAUUAUCUGACCUGAAUCUUGAUGUUCCCUCAGCAUACAAAUAUGUUCCAUCUGCCUUACCAGAUCUUAACCUUGAUAUUCCCUCAGCAUAUAAUUACAUCCCAAAUGCUUUACCGGACUUUAAUGUCGAUGUGCCCUCUGCAUAUGAAUACACAUCAAGAAAGUUUGCUCAGGAAAAGCCAACCUUGAACAUAGCAAGUCCCAAAACAAAGAAAAGAAUCAAAGCCCCAGAUUUAAAAGUUGAAGGUUCUAAAGGUGACCUCUCAGUUCCCCAAGCUGAAAUUGGCCUGAAGGUUCCUGACCUGGAUGCAGAUAUAGAAGUGCCUGAUAUUGGCACUCUGCCCAAAGUGUCUGCUCCGGACAUUGGUGGAGGAAUAAAGACAGGAAGUCUAAACAUCAAAUCUCCCAAAGUGUCAGGUGCUAUAGAUAUGCCAAACCCAAGUGGGCACUUGCCAAAACAAGACUUCAAAGGCCCUGAAAUUGACCUCAAUAUUCCAGAUGUAGAUACUGAUGCUCCAUCAGGAAAAUUGAAAAUGCCUAAAUUUAAAAUGCCCACAUUCAGUUUUUCUGGCUUAAAAUCACCAAAUGUGUCUGCAGAGGGAAAUGGCCCAGAAGUAGAUGUAGAUUCAACAAAUUUAAAUGUUGAUAUGCCAGAUUUUAAGAUGCCUGACUUUGGCAUCUCAAGACCAAAAGUUAAAGGGCCUGAUUAUGAAUUUAACACUCCAGACAUGAAUCUUUCCGCUCCUAAGAUCAAAGGCGAAAUUAAAACACCAAAAUUGAGUUCCCCAAACAUGAAACUGAAAAAUCCCAAACUAGAUGUCAGUGUCCCCAGUGCUGAUUUAGACAUGCCUACGGGCAAACUCCCAAAACUAAAAAAAACCAAGAUGGACGUCUCAGCUCCAGAUUUUGACAUUGAUGCUCCGUCUGGAAAAUUGAAGAUGCCUAAAUUUGGUCUCUCAGGAACCUUACCAAAAGGGCCUGAGGCUGACCUGAAGAUGCCAAGUAUGAAUCUCAGUGGACCAAAGAUUAAAGGAGAUUUCAAUGUCCCUGAUACAGACAUGCAUUUGGGAAAACCCAAUCUGAAAGGUCCUAAAUUAGAUUUAAAUGCCCCUGAUGUGGACAUUGAUGCCCCUUCAGGUACAUUAAAAAUACCAAAAUUCAAAAUGCCAAAGUUUAGCCUUCCAGGACUCAAGGGUCCAGAUAUUGGAAUAGAUGGUAAUCUUGAUGGACCAGAUCUCAAUGUAUCACCACCUAAGGUGGGAGCUGGAUUUGAUGGUCCUGAUGUGGAUAUUAAUGUUCCAAGAGCUAAUCUGAAUGGUCCGAAAGCUGAUAUAUCUGUCCCUGAUGUUGAAAUUAGCAGUCCGUCCAGCAAAUUUAAGAUGCCAGAUUUUAAGAUGCCUGACUUUGGCCUCUCGGGACCAAAGGUUAAAGGACCUGAUUAUGAACUUAACACUCCAGACAUGAACCUCUCAGCUCCUAAGAUCAAAGGUGAAAUCAAAACACCAAAAUUGAAUUCCCCAAACAUGAAAUUGAAGAAUCCUAAACUAGAUGUCAGUAUUCCCAGUGCUGAUGUAAACAUGCCUACUGGCAAACUUCCAAAAGUUAAAAAACCCAAUAUGGACAUUUCAGCUCCAGAUUUUGAUAUUGCUGCUCCAUCUGGAAAACUGAAAAUGCCUAAAUUUGGUCUCUCAGGAACCUUACCAAAAGGACCUGAGGCUGACCUGAAGAUGCCAAGUAUGAAUCUCAGUGGACCAAAGAUUAAAGGAGACUUCAAUUUCCCUGAUACAGACAUGCAUUUGGGAAAACCCAAUCUGAAAGGUCCUAAAUUAGAUUUAAAUGCCCCUGAUGUGGACAUUGAUGCCCCUUCAGGUACAUUAAAAAUGCCAAAAUUCAAAAUGCCAAAGUUUAGCCUUCCAGGACUCAAGGGUCCAGAUAUUGGAAUAGAUGGUGAUCUUGAUGGACCAGAUCUCAAUGUAUCACCACCUAAGGUGGGAGCUGGAUUCGAUGGUCCUGAUGUGGAUAUUAAUGUUCCAAGAGCUAAUCUGAAAGGUCCAAAAGCAGAUAUAUCUGUCCCUGAUGUUGACAUGGGCAGUCCAUCCAGCAAAUUUAAGUGGCCCACCUUUAAAAAGCCUGACUUUGGCUUCUCAGGACCAAAGGUUAAAAAGCCUGAUUAUGAACUUAAGACUCCAGACAUAGAUGUCUCAGCUCCUAAAAUGAAAGGCAAAAUUAAAACACCAAAAUUAAGUUCCCCAGAAUUGAAAUGGAGAAGUCCUAGACUAGAUGGCAGUGUUCCCCGUGCUGAUUUAGACAUGCCCACGGGCAAACUGCCAAAAGUAAAAAAAAACAAUAUGGACAUUUCAGCUCCAGAUUUUAAUAUUGCUGCUCCAUCUGGAAAACUGAAAAUGCCUAAAUUUGGUCUCUCAGGAACCUUACCAAAAGGACCUGAGGCUGACCUGAAGAUGCCAAAUAUGAAUCUCAGUGGACCAAAGAUUAAAGGAGAUUUCAAUUUCCCUGAUACAGACAUGCAUUUGGGAAAACCCAAUCUGAAAGGUCCUAAAUUAGAUUUAAAUGCCCCUGAUGUGGACAUUGAUGCCCCUUCAGGUACAUUAAAAAUGCCAAAAUUCAAAAUGCCAAAGUUUAGCCUUCCAGGACUCAAGGGUCCAGAUAUUGGAAUAGAUGGUGAUCUUGAUGGACCAGAUCUCAGUGUAUCACCACCUAAGGUGGGAGCUGGAUUUGAUGGUCCUAAUGUGGAUAUUGAUGUUCCAAGAGCUAAUUUGAAAGGUCCGAAAGCUGAUAUAUCUGUCCCUGAUGUUGAAAUUGGCAGUCCAUCCAGCAAAUUUAAGAUGCCAGAUUUUAAGAUACCUGACUUUGGCCUCUCAGGACCUAAGGUUAAAGGACCUGAUUAUGAACUUAACACUCCAGACAUGAACCUCUCAGCUCCUAAGAUCAAAGGUGAAAUCAAAACACCAAAAUUGAAUUCCCCAAACAUGAAAUUGAAGAAUCCUAAACUAGAUGUCAGUAUUCCCAGUGCUGAUGUAAACAUGCCUACUGGCAAACUUCCAAAAGUUAAAAAACCCAAUAUGGACAUUUCAGCUCCAGAUUUUGAUAUUGCUGCUCCAUCUGGAAAACUGAAAAUGCCUAAAUUUGGUCUCUCAGGAACCUUACCAAAAGGACCUGAGGCUGACCUGAAGAUGCCAAGUAUGAAUCUCAGUGGACCAAAGAUUAAAGGAGACUUCAAUUUCCCUGAUACAGACAUGCAUUUGGGAAAACCCAAUCUGAAAGGUCCUAAAUUAGAUUUAAAUGCCCCUGAUGUGGACAUUGAUGCCCCUUCAGGUACAUUAAAAAUGCCAAAAUUCAAAAUGCCAAAGUUUAGCCUUCCAGGACUCAAGGGUCCAGAUAUUGGAAUAGAUGGUGAUCUUGAUGGACCAGAUCUCAAUGUAUCACCACCUAAGGUGGGAGCUGGAUUCGAUGGUCCUGAUGUGGAUAUUAAUGUUCCAAGAGCUAAUCUGAAAGGUCCAAAAGCAGAUAUAUCUGUCCCUGAUGUUGACAUGGGCAGUCCAUCCAGCAAAUUUAAGUGGCCCACCUUUAAAAAGCCUGACUUUGGCUUCUCAGGACCAAAGGUUAAAAAGCCUGAUUAUGAACUUAAGACUCCAGACAUAGAUGUCUCAGCUCCUAAAAUGAAAGGCAAAAUUAAAACACCAAAAUUAAGUUCCCCAGACUUGAAAUGGAGAAGUCCUAAUCUAGAUGGCAGUGUUCCCCGUGCUGAUUUAGACAUGCCCACGGGCAAACUCCCAAAAGUUAAAAAACCCAAUAUGGACAUUUCAGCUCCAGAUUUUAAUAUUGCUGCUCCAUCUGGAAAACUGAAAAUGCCUAAAUUUGGUCUCUCAGGAACCUUACCAAAAGGACCUGAGGCUGACCUGAAGAUGCCAAGUAUGAAUCUCAGUGGACCAAAGAUUAAAGGAGACUUCAAUUUCCCUGAUACAGACAUGCAUUUGGGAAAACCCAAUCUGAAAGGUCCUAAAUUAGAUUUAAAUGCCCCUGAUGUGGACAUUGAUGCCCCUUCAGGUACAUUAAAAAUGCCAAAACUCAAAAUGCCAAAGUUUAGCAUUCCAAGUCUGAACGGCCCAGAUAUUGGAAUAGAUGGUGAUCUUGAUGGACUAGAUCUCAGUGUAUCACCACCUAAGGUGGGAGCUGGAUUUGAUGGUCCUGAUGUGGAUAUUAAUGUUCCAAGAGCUAAUUUGAAAGGUCCGAAAGCUGAUAUAUCUGUCCCUGAUGUUGAAAUUGGCAGUCCGUCCAGCAAAUUUAAGAUGCCAGAUUUUAAGAUACCUGACUUUGGCCUCUCAGGACCUAAGGUUAAAGGACCUGAUUAUGAACUUAACACUCCAGACAUGAACCUCUCAGCUCCUAAGAUCAAAGGUGAAAUCAAAACACCAAAAUUGAAUUCCCCAAACAUGAAAUUGAAGAAUCCUAAACUAGAUGUCAGUAUUCCCAGUGCUGAUGUAAACAUGCCUACUGGCAAACUUCCAAAAGUUAAAAAACCCAAUAUGGACAUUUCAGCUCCAGAUUUUGAUAUUGCUGCUCCAUCUGGAAAACUGAAAAUGCCUAAAUUUGGUCUCUCAGGAACCUUACCAAAAGGACCUGAGGCUGACCUGAAGAUGCCAAGUAUGAAUCUCAGUGGACCAAAGAUUAAAGGAGACUUAAAUUUCCCUGAUACAGACAUGCAUUUGGGAAAACCCAAUCUGAAAGGUCCUAAAUUAGAUUUAAAUGCCCCUGAUGUGGACAUUGAUGCCCCUUCAGGUACUGGCUUAAAUAUUUCUCCAAGACUAAAUGGGAAAAUGCCAGAGGGCCACGUUUCAGGUACCUUAAGAGAUUACACCACAGCCCUCGAACCCAGAGUCCCAGAUCUUGACAUUGACGCCUCCCUAGGUAAAAAUAACAGUCACAAGAAAUCGAAAAAUCAUGCGCCACAUUUGGAUGUGAGGGGUUCUGCACUUGAUUUAGAUGCUGAUAUGAAUUUCUCAACCAAAGACCGUCCCUCAAAGAAGACAAAAGUCAGGGCAAGCUAUCCAAUCAGUAAGGGGAAUGAGCUCACCAAUGCUAAGGUUUCCCUCCCAGAAUUACCACUUCCUCGAGACCGAGUAAUGACCCUGCCAGAAUCUAUUAUAAAUGUUAGUAAGCCUGACACGAAAGUGAGGAAGCCUGGAGAUGGUGAUUAUGACAUACAGAAAAAGAACUCCAGGCCCAAAUCAAUGGACCUUCUGGACUCUGUUGGUUUGGACACAGCAGAGAGAUCAAUAACACUUCGGCGGAAGUCUAAAAGAGAACUCUAUGACGGGAAGUUAAACUCUUUGAUGAGUCUAGAUGCAAGGACCACAAAUUUUGACCUUGAGGUCCCAGAAGCCACCCCGAAAGGGUCUGUGUUUGAUCUUCUUAAACUUAUAUGAAGUCUGUCAAUCUGCAUAUUAUAGUGCAGAGAGUCACUGUGACACAAAUAGAUUGUCAGGACAACCAAAACCACACAUGGAAAAAUCUUAAAGGCCAUACACUGUGAAAUACAUCAUCCAUGAGGGAAAAUAUUCUCAAUGAAUUUAUAAAGGUGUGUACUUACAGAUGGCUGUCUGAAAUUGCUUUUGUACAGUAAUAUAACUAAGCUGCUGAAUUAUUCCACAGAGGACUUGUGCAUCAGAAUAGUGAUUAAUAAUGUCUGUGUAUGUAAAAUACAUUAUGUACAAAGUGAUGUAUAAAGCCUCAAAUGUUAUUAUUGUAUAAAUAUUUUUGUAAUCUGUGUAUUUUAAUGUCAAUAUGUUUGCCAAUAUGGUGUGAUGUUACUCCAGGUGUAACAAUGAGGAAAUAUAUUAAAAAUAUAUUUUACCAGAAGA
Alosa sapidissima (American shad) is the source of this 7212-nucleotide messenger RNA. RefSeq names its product ATP-binding cassette sub-family C member 10-like. The record is from RefSeq and is a predicted model, not a curated record. The coding region runs from base 304 to 6777 and encodes 2157 amino acids. Gene Ontology annotation, biological process: regulation of RNA splicing; transmembrane transport. The transcript has 6 exons. NCBI's taxonomy places the organism in Eukaryota, Metazoa, Chordata, Actinopteri, Clupeiformes, Clupeidae. Gene Ontology annotation, cellular component: membrane; nucleus; cytoplasm. Gene Ontology annotation, molecular function: ATP binding; ATP hydrolysis activity; ABC-type transporter activity.